CAUCCUCUUCACUCACCUUCCUUUUUCCGCACACAAACCCAAAUCUGUUACCAAUCCUGUUCCUGUUCUUCUUCGUUCCUUCUACCUAUAUCCAUUCCCACUCGUGGGGUUUCCCUCCUCACUCUUCCCUCUUCUUUUCUCUCCCUUCGCUUCACAGAUUCCUGAACCAACAACAACAACAACAUCAACCGCGAGCUUGAAAUUUAGGCUCUGGGAUAGCCUUUUUUUUUUGACUUUUUUUUUUUUUUUGUGAAGAAGAGGGUGUGAGGGAGAAGGGGGAGAAUGUCGAAGAAGAAAGUUAGUGGUAACACCAUGACGCUCAAGGAUUUCCAUGGUGGUUCUAUACCCUCUGAUCUCCCUCUCCCUUCUGCUCCCGGCAUAACUGUGAGGACCUCCGAUCGUUCUGGUUAUGAUCGACCUUCAGCAUGGGGAUCCCCUAUGAGCCGGUCUGAUCAUUGGUCUCGGCCGCACACAUCGCCGGCAACUAGGCAUUAUGACGAUAAAAGCCCGUUUCUCUCACACACUGCCCCAAUUGGCAGGAAUUUUGAUGAGGAUGAGAGAAAGCCUCUUGAUGGUAUUUCGGUCCCAAGGAGAACAAUUAGUGAUGAGAGCAUUCGUGCUCCGCCCUCUCGUGUUGAGGUGAAGCCUGAGUAUGGAUUGGGAGGGAGUUCAUUGGGCAGGCAAGUGGCUCCGGUGUCUCAGACUCCUGUUGGAGCGGUUAAUUCAUACUCGGUGAGGAUUACCGAGACGGUUCAUGUGGGGAUGAAUUCUCAGAGUUUAGGAGGUAGUAAGGAGCAAGGAACUGCUGGUGGUAGUGGGGGUGGUGGUUAUCCAAAUGUAUGGUCAAUGAGGAAGGAGGUGACAAGUGCUGCUGAGCCAGAGCAAUCUGCUUGGUCUGGUGCUAAUGCUGUUUCAAAGUUGGCUCAUGCAAGUGCUCUUGAGAAGGUUUCUUCUGGUAGAUGGCAGUCAAAGGCUGUCCAAUAUCAGACAGAUGCCGAGGUGGUUAGAUCUUCUAAAGUGGAGAGUAGACCAAGUGCCAAUGUUAAUGGCAAUAGUGCUUACAAUAGGAUGGAUACAGUGAAUGAAAAGGAAGAUUAUGAUGCAAUGCUAGCAAGACAUGCUGAAAGGGGUUUGGGUAUUGAUAACCAGAUGCAAGGUGGUAGGAAUGAGUUACUGGAUUAUGAAAGGUCUGGGAUUCCCAAGUAUUCAGAAGUACGACCAAGAAGUGUGCCUUAUCACUCAGAUGGGGUUCAGCUGGCUCGAAAUGAUGGCAAGCUUGUUGGGUCCGAAUUGCAGCCCCCUAUGCCUUCUGAACCAACCGAGCGACCUAAACUGAAGUUGCUUCCAAGGGAAAAGCCACUGGAAAGUUCAGAACCUUCUGUUAUGGAAUAUGCACAGGUGCAUGGCCAUUCCAAUUUUGUGAAGCCUGUCUCAGCUGGAACUGAGAGCGGGAAGGAUUUAGGACAGCGCCCGAAGCUGAAUUUGAAGCCUCGGUCUCAGCCCCUUGAGCAGUUGGAAGGAAACACUGAAAGAGAGAGGAAUGCUUUAUUUGGUGGAGCUCGCCCUCGAGAACUAGUAUUGAAGGAGCGAGGGAUUGAUGAUGUUGCAAUCAACAAUUAUGAUGUGGUUGAGCAUUCAAAUAAGGUUGAACAUAAUAUUUCAAGGGUCGAGAAACUUCCUGAUCAUUCAAUCCAGCCUCGACAUGGUGAAAAAACUGAGGAUGCUCUUCUUGAUCAAAGGGCAGGUAGAAAACCUGAAAGGAAGGAGCAAAGGGUAGAUGCUGAGAGAGUUCAUGCACAGAGGAGGAAUUGGCGCGGUGGUGAUAAUAGGAGAAACGUGAGGGAGAUUGAUAGGCAGCAGGUGGUCUCUGAGAGGCAAACUUCACCUGAGACAUGGCGUAAGCCUGUGGAGCAGCCAAAAUCAUCUGUGGAUGCUGUAGGCACACGCUAUGGUAGAGCAGCUUCAGCAGUUGAACUUGCACAAGCAUUCUCCAAAUCUGUAUCAGAACCAAAAGUAAAUGAUAGGUUUUCAGGUCAAAGGGGUCUGAACACUGGCCGGACACAAAUGCCUUUUUCACGGCUUGUUGGUCCUACACCAAGGCCUCAGAUCAAUGGUUAUUGAUUCUUGAUGAUAUUGGUGGAAAUUUGGGGUUCAUUAGAGACCUGCUUCUUGGAGACAGCAUUGGUUUCAUGCAUACUGUGGAAUUGCAGUGCACUUUCAUUGAGUGGAUGUAUCUUUCAUUAUAUUCUCCUCAUUCAUAAACAUGGGUGAGAACUAGGAACCUUAAAUAGGUUGCCGAGUUACAGUGCAGUAUAUUACAUUCACCAUGUUUUGUUUGUUUUUCUUGCCCCAUAUCAUUUGCUACCAAAACACUUUUUUUGGUCUUUAUGGAGAAGGAGGAGAAAGAGCUGUUGCCCAACGAGGUCAUUGUAGCAUGAUUUAUAGGAUAAAAUUAUUAGUUUUAGUGUCCUCUUCUGGCAAAAAAAAUUAAUU
This is a messenger RNA of Gastrolobium bilobum, 2493 nucleotides long. RefSeq lists its product as uncharacterized. NCBI's taxonomy places the organism in Eukaryota, Viridiplantae, Streptophyta, Magnoliopsida, Fabales, Fabaceae. Gene Ontology annotation, molecular function: translation initiation factor activity; mRNA binding. The record is from RefSeq and is a predicted model, not a curated record. Bases 283 to 2121 code for a protein of 612 amino acids. The transcript is spliced from 6 exons.